GUUAUUGUUGUUGUUGCAUCAGCUGUUAGCCUGUCAACCACUGUUAAUUUUAUUUAUAUAUUAUUAUUGUCAUUUGUCAGCCUUUAUAAUUGUUCUAAUCUGAGAUAAAUUAAAACAUUUAAUUAUCUAAGAUUAUUUUAAUUAAUUAUUUUUAAGAUUAGUAAAAUUUUUUUACUCUAAAAUAUUUACUCCAAAAUCAACACACAUACAUUGUUGUUUUUUUUUUAUAUUGUUAUUGUUUUUUUUUAUUAAUCAAAUAUAUACCUAUAUUUAUAAAAUUAUUGUAAAAAACAAUUUUAAUUUAUUUUGAAUAUCGAGCAUCAUCAUGAAUCAUACAGAAAAACCAUUUGGCUGUAAUUUUUUGGGCUGUAAUAUGAGUUUUACUAAUGAAGAUCAUUUGGUUGUUCAUAAAACAAAACACAAUAUGAUGUUAAAUCUUGGAAAUGGAAAACCACCGAGUUUCAUUGAUCAAACACCAACACCAACAAGAUUCAUGAGAAGUUCUGAAGAAGUAGGAUUAUUUCAAGAUCUUCAACAUGUCAAUCCAUUUGAUGAGACAUUUAGAAAAGCUGUUGAAUGUGGAAAAUUAGAAUCACUAGAAGUCACUGAUAUUAAUGAUGAUACGCUUAAUACACCACAAGUAUUUCCAAAUUUGGAUGAUGAAAAAAUAAUGAUUUCAUCAGUAACUGUUAACGAGACAACAAAAUAUAAUAAUAACAAUGUUAGAGAAGAAAAUAAAAAUAGUAUUAUUAUAACUACAGAGAGUACAAUGUUAGAAAAAAAUACUGAAGCUAUACAAGAAGAAGAAAAUUUACCAGCAACAUCUUCAUUUGACAAUGAUCAAGAGCUUGUUGAUGAACAGCUUGAUGAUCCACAAAAAUUUAAAACUACUGGUCUAUUAGAAAAUUAUACAAAUGAUAAAUCAAAUGAUAUUUUAUGGAGUCAUUCAUCUACUAAAACGCAAUUACAAGUUGUUGAUAAAAGCAACAAUUAUUAUUAUAAAAAUACAGAAGAAAAUGAAAAUUAUUCAAGAGAAAUAUCAGCAUCAUUGAAUGUUACUAAUAAUAAGCCAAAUGAUGUUAAAAAAAAAUUAGAUAUUCUUGAAAGAAAUCGUGCAAGUUCAAUGCGUUCACGAGCUAAAAGAAAAGCUUGGAUUGAACAACUUGAAACAUCAAUGGAAAAAGUUAAUUCAGUAAAUAAAUCACUACAAAAUGAAGUUAAUGCAUUAAGAUUUGAAGUUGCUAAUUUAAAAACUUUAUUAUUAGCACAUAAAAAUUGUCCUGUAACAAAAGCAUUAACAGAAAAUAAACCAGAAACUUCAAAAAUAAUUCCAAUAAUAACACAACAAAUAUCAACACCAAUAACAAUAAUAAAUCCUUCAAUUGAAAAUUCGAAAAAAAUAAUUUUAACAAAUCAAUCAACAAUUAAUUCAAAGAGAAAAUUAAAACCAAAAAUAUCACAAAUUAAAAGUCAAAUUUUAUUACCAAAAAUUAAUAAUUCUGGCUUAUCUUCAUCAAAAAUAAUUCGACAACAAAGCUUAAAUAAUUUUCAACAAGUUAUAAGUGAAAAAACAACAUCACAAAAAUUAUUUGUCAUUAAAAAAUAAACAUUAUCUAAAAAUAUAAAUUGUCAAAUAUCAAAUGAUGACAACAUUCCAAUUGAACCAAGUUGACAUUAAUUUUAAUUUAAAAAAAACUUAAUCAUAACAAAUAAUUGAUAAAAAUAUUUUUAAAUUUUGACAUGGAUUUUUAUGUUUUGGAUGAAUUAAUCCACAACUUGAUGAUUUGAUUAAAUCAUAUGGAAAGAGUGAUGCCGUUAGUUUCACAGUCAAUUUCAUAUAAUAAAAUUAAUCAUGUCAUCCCCCCGACAAAUAUAUUUCUUUUUAUUUAUAAUAAUAAUUUUGAAAAAGAAAAAUACUGUACAUAAAUUUUACAUUUUUAUUUAUAAAAUUCAUGUUGAAUAUGUAUUUUUAAAAUACACAACAAUGAAUUAAACACUUGUCAACAAUAUUUCAACAUUUAAACAAAAAAUAACAAUAAAUACAUUUUUUAUAACAAAAAAAAAAACAAAUGUUAAUUUAAUUUUAAACAAUGAAUAAAUUUAAGUAUCAGCAUGAAGAUUAUAUUUUAUUUACAACAAUGUUUAUCAAUAAAAUUAGCAGAACAAUUUUUUUGUUUUUUCCAUCGAUGAAUUUGUAACCUUCCGGCCCUUAUCAGUUCUCCGUCCAGUUGAAAAACUAAACACCGGACAAGGGAAUGAUAAGGGGCUGUCGGCACGUGCUCCAAUAUGUGAAAAUAAAUUUCGAAUGAUGAUUGAUUCCUCGUGGUGGUUGAUUGGAAACAUGAAAGAAAAAUUAACAAUAAAUCAAAUUAAUAAAUAAACAUUUGUUAAUAUUAAAAAUUAUAUUUAUAAUUUUUUUUUUUCUUUUUAUGAAUUAAUUAUAAUAAAAAUAAGAACACUUCCUUGUCAGGAAAUAUCAAUUUUUAUCAUUCAACACACAACUGGUGACAAUUGUAACAGUAAUUUCAUAUUGUAAUCAUUUUGUCAAUUUAUCAUGCAAAAAAAAAAAGGCAGUUAACAAUUGUAAAUAAAUUAUUUACACAAUAUAAAUUUAUCUUCAAGUUUCAACACAUUGAUUAA
This is a messenger RNA of Aphidius gifuensis, 2640 nucleotides long. RefSeq names its product cyclic AMP-dependent transcription factor ATF-2 (gene Atf-2). The record is from RefSeq and is a predicted model, not a curated record. Gene Ontology annotation, molecular function: cAMP response element binding; DNA-binding transcription factor activity, RNA polymerase II-specific. Lineage: Eukaryota; Metazoa; Arthropoda; Insecta; Hymenoptera; Braconidae. The transcript has 7 exons. Gene Ontology annotation, biological process: regulation of transcription by RNA polymerase II. Bases 326 to 1606 code for a protein of 426 amino acids.